GCUUCUGGGAAAACCAGGGUGGGAUCCUGAUCAACUGAAUAGAAUAAAUAAUGGAACUAUAAUAAUAAUAAUAAUAAUAAUAAUAAUAAUAAUAACAACAAUUUAUAUCAAAAAGUCAAAGGUGACUCUUUGAGGCGGUUUUAAACAAAUAACUAAUUUCAGAUUAGUGAAAACGGGUUUUGGUCAGAUCUGGUUUAACCAUGUGAGUGGCUGAAAAGCAGUGAUGGGGAGUAACUAGUUGCAUGUAACAAAAUUACAUAAUUGAAUUACAAAAUAAAUGUAACUCAGUAAACCCUACUAUGCAAAUAAGCAAUAUUGCAAAAAGCACUAUCAGAACCAUAGAUAGAUAGAUAGAUGUCUCUUUGGGGAUGUGACAACACCUGUUGAUGUCCUCUCGUGAUUUCUAGCGCCUUCACCACAGGGCGGAGCUACAACCGUGUUUUACAAAGCAAGCUUGACGUCUGCAGACAACAAGCGCCAUUUGUUUACCUUCUCAGCUCUCAUUCUCGCUUAAAACAAUACGUCGAACGAUAGUGAAAUAUGGUGACGAAGCGAAUUAGGUCCGAAUACAUGAAGAAAUUUAAGGAUCCGAAAUGGGACACUUAUGCAAAAUGUUAUGAGGAUUUGCUGAAGUACAGACUGUCGAGACGGCUGUUGGAGCAAGCGCACAACCCCUGGUUUUGGGGAGAAUGGGGGAGCGAGACAGGUUCCAGUGGUAAAUCUACUCCUCUAAGUCGGAAUAAAGUCGAACCUGAGAGGCUCCAUGAUGAGAAACCAGAAAGAUCUGCAUGUGUGACACCAGAACCUGAACCAGAACCAGAACCACAGGCAGAAGACACUGCAGACACCAAGCGUGUUACCAGAGUAGCUGAGCAAAGUCAUCAAGAGCGGGAGGAAGAAAGAGGGCCUGUUCAUCAGGGGUUGUCGCUAAGCUUGCGCGGGGGUGCUGACAUGCAUUUUCUGAAAGAAAAGAGCAAACUCCGCUCCUCACACAAGCAUACAAGGUCAAAAGUCAAGCCUCAUGCCACCAAAGACCCUGAAAAAGAGAACCGGCACCCUUUUGCCCUGUAUGGUGCAGGAGAGAGGCAGACAGAUAUGGCUUCCAAGAAAACCCAUAAUGUUGGACCUGCAGCAUCAACUGCAGAGAUCCAUGAGUCAGCGUUACGAGCAAAAACCAGACGGGAGAUGGAAAAACAGAUGAAGAGAUCUGACAAACAAAGAGCCAGAUCUGCUGACUUCGAAAAGAACAGAAAUAAGAUCGUCCCUGAUUUCAACCCCUGGAUGACGGAGUACAUGCGCUGCUUUUCAGCUCGUUCUCGGUAGUACUGCUUUCUGAAAUCCUUUGAAAAUGUCAGUGACUAUCUAAACCUCUCAGGCUAAACAACCCAAAACACUUCACAUGAUGACUGGCGCAUCUGUUCAGCUCACUUCCCGUCUUCAAGAAUAUGGGUCACAAUGAAUUAAACAGAUUAAUAACUCAAGGUUUUUUAGGGCUUUAUUUACACCAUGGAUAUGUUGCAUUUACUGGUACAUAUCAAACAUGAGAACACAAUCCAUUGAUGCUGCAGGGCAAAUUGCCAAACAAUCACAUGCCUUGUUGCAUGAUUUUUAUAGGUCAUAUAGAUUUAUAGGCCAUGAGAUUUACCAGUGUCUCUUUACACUCUUAGCUGUCAGACAAUUAUAGACAUAUAAUGUGAAGUAUUGUAAUGUUGUGUAUUAUCUACAUUGUGUUAAUAGUUAGGUUUAAUGUAAAGAAAUCUGUUUUGUACUUUACAGAAAUCAUUUGCGCCAACAUGGGUCUUUGUAAAGUGUUAAUUAAUCAACACUUACUCUCACACUGGCAGUUGAUCUGCUAUAUUAAUAUCUGCUUUCUUUGAGAGGUAUUAUAUAAAAAGUAAAAAGUCACUGUUAUCUGAAGCAUGAAACUCACAGCAAUAUGACAAAUAAUUUUUGAAUGAGAUCAAUUCCAGCUGUUUAUCAUUAAGCAUAACUUUCAUUCAGUGUGAUGUUAUUUAUUUUUUAGUAGCACUCAGGUAUUUCUUGUUGUAUUUUAUGUAAUUUAUUAUUGAGAAAUAAUGAUAUUGGGAUAUUUGUAGACUUUAUGUAAGGGUAUUG
Cyprinus carpio (common carp) is the source of this 2115-nucleotide messenger RNA. RefSeq names its product centriole, cilia and spindle-associated protein b (gene ccsapb). Gene Ontology annotation, biological process: regulation of mitotic spindle assembly. The transcript has 5 exons. The record is from RefSeq and is a predicted model, not a curated record. Lineage: Eukaryota; Metazoa; Chordata; Actinopteri; Cypriniformes; Cyprinidae. Gene Ontology annotation, cellular component: centriole; ciliary basal body; cytoskeleton. Gene Ontology annotation, molecular function: microtubule binding. The coding region runs from base 541 to 1323 and encodes 260 amino acids.